This is a messenger RNA of Acaulospora colombiana, 635 nucleotides long. NCBI's taxonomy places the organism in Eukaryota, Fungi, Glomeromycota, Glomeromycetes, Diversisporales, Acaulosporaceae. The record is from the annotation of a GenBank genome assembly.
GUGUGACGUCAGAUGAGGACGAACCGUCCACUGCUACAUCUCGUAUCAAAGGAAGUUUGUCCUCUGGAGCAUUUGAUGCCUCAGGACAAGCCGUUCGCAUCAUAGAUACACAUCUAGACCGUAUCCUUCGUAACCCCCACGCUGAGAAGUUGAGGCUCGUCGAAAUGAUCGCUGGGCUAACUAAUCUCGAACCCGAGAGGCUCGUAGGGGACACUUCACCCUUUCAAUCGAACUUGAAAUCGGGAUCCGUAUUAACCCUUUCCCAAGACUGUAAGUUGUGGUAUUCUAAAGAAACGAAGCUCACCAGUUGUCUCUCUAGGGUCGUAUAUAAGGGCGAUGUUCAACUCGCGGGUCCCAUUGCACUCUCUCGGGGACUUUCAGCGCUAUCAUUGUCACAAGAUAACUUUGAUUGGAGUGCGCUCAAGUCAGAAAUACACGGAACCACAUUUCUCCAUCUACUGGAGGACCAUUUGGGCAGCUACUUCGUCCUUUACACUGGUCCUCCUCUUCCUCUGUUUUCUCUAAAAUGGCAUCAGCUGGUCUCAGGUGGGACUCAUCUGGGCGACCAGAGGACUCCUCAGAUGAAACAGAUAGCCAGCAUUCCAUGGACUAGAUAUUAUUAUCUUCAGACUCUA